GGUAGCAACCUCUCUAUUGCUCCCAAGACUCCCCAGCCUCCCAGUCUCUCAGUUCCCUCUCCUUUUUGCUGUGUGUACCGAUGGAGCGCUCUCGGAGGAUGCUCCCGGCCAUCCUCCUGCUUGUGCUGAUUGUCGUUGCCUCUGAGAUGGCAACGAUGAUGGUGGAGGCAAGAACAUGCGAGUCGCAGAGCCACAAGUUUAAGGGACCAUGUCUACGGGCUAGCAACUGUGCAAACGUCUGCAAAACGGAGGGCUUCCAUGGAGGGAAGUGUCGGGGCUUCCGCCGCCGCUGCUUCUGCACCAAACAUUGUUGAUGAAUGGCCUCCUCAUAUAAGUAGCAUGGUUGUGCUGGUCAGGAUAAUUUUGCUGUCAGAUUUUGGUGUAUCUUGAGAAUAACUAGCAUUGGAGUUGUCUGUCUUUGAUGCCAAAGAGUUACCUGCUCUGUUUAUGAUAUUUAUGUUCUCUGAGUCCUCCUUGUACAUCAUGCAGAAAAAUCUGUCUCAAUAAAGUUCAAGUGGUUGUUGGGUGAUCACUCUA
Molecule: messenger RNA, 537 nt
Organism: Elaeis guineensis (African oil palm)
Lineage: Eukaryota; Viridiplantae; Streptophyta; Magnoliopsida; Arecales; Arecaceae
Product: defensin Ec-AMP-D2
Biological process (GO): defense response
Source: RefSeq, a predicted model, not a curated record